Epithele typhae is the source of this 1569-nucleotide messenger RNA. Its product is annotated as hexose transporter. NCBI's taxonomy places the organism in Eukaryota, Fungi, Basidiomycota, Agaricomycetes, Polyporales, Epitheliaceae. Gene Ontology annotation, cellular component: membrane. The transcript is spliced from 6 exons. Gene Ontology annotation, biological process: transmembrane transport; carbohydrate transport. Bases 1 to 1569 code for a protein of 522 amino acids. Gene Ontology annotation, molecular function: carbohydrate:proton symporter activity. The record is from RefSeq and is a predicted model, not a curated record.
AUGGCCGUUGGUGUAGCUCCUGGAGGCGAUUCUGCGCUCUCAAACUUGGUGAGCCAAGACCAGGUUCCGUGGUACAAGAAGCGGAAUCUGCGUAUGCUCUACCUCAUCAUGUUCCCGACGUGCAUUGGGAUCGAAAUGACUAGCGGCUACGACUCAUCCAUGAUGAAUGGGCUGCAGGCUGUGCCCACAUGGGAUGCGUUCUUCCACCAUCCCAGAUCCACCAUUCUCGGCCUCCUCUCUGCACUCUACUCGCUCGGAUCCAUCUGCUCGCUCCCUUUCGUGCCCAUGGUCGCGGAUCGGUUCGGACGAAGAUGGUCCAUCAUCUUUGGUAGUAUCAUCAUGGUCAUUGGUGCAGCUCUACAAGCCGCCUCACAGGACUUUGCGAUGUUCGUCAUUGCGCGCUUCCUACUGGGCUUCGGAAUCCCAUUUGCCAUCAUCGCCGCCUCUUCCAUGAUCGGCGAGCUCGCUCACCCCAAAGAACGCGCGCGCAUGGGCUCGCUCUUCAACGCCUCCUGGUUCAUCGGCGCGAUCGUCGCCGCGGGUGUCACGCUCGGCACGUUCCACAUGCCCACCAGCUGGGGCUGGCGCAUACCCUCCCUCCUGCAAGUCGUCCCCUCCCUCCUCCAGCUCACCUUCAUCGCAUUCCUCCCCGAGUCCCCGCGUUGGCUGGUCUCCCAGGGCCGAACCAGUGAGGCGUUCGCGAUCCUUGUCAAGUACCACGCCGAGGGCGACGCCUCCUCCGAGUUCGUCCGGCUCGAGUUCGCCGAGAUCGAGACGACGCUCGAGCUCGAGAAAGAGCAGGCCAAGGGCUCCUGGCGCGAGAUCGUACGCGCCCCCGGGAUGCGCAAGCGCCUCCUCAUCGGCUCCUUCCUCGGGCUCGCGACGCAGUGGAGCGGGAAUGGGCUGACGUCCUACUUCCUGGCGCGGAUCCUGGACAACGUCGGGGUGACGGACGACCGGACGAAGAACCUGAUCAACCUCGCGAUGACCUCCUGGGGCUUCGUGAACGCGACCGGGCUCGCGCUCACCGUGCCCAAGAUGCGCCGCCGCACGGGCUACCUCGCCGGCACGCUCGCGCUGCUGCUCAUCUUCACCGGGUGGACGAUCGCGAGCGCGCAGUACGCGCGCACGAACAGCGAUGCGGCGUCGCGCGCGGUCAUCGCCUUCAUCUUCCUCUACUCGCCCGCGUACAAUAUCUGCUACAACGCGCUCACGUACACGUACCUCGUCGAGCUCUUCCCCUUCCACGCGCGCGCGAAGGGCAUCGCCGUCUUCCAGUGGUGGGGCCGCGCGGCCGGCUUCUUCAACCAGUUCGUGAACCCGAUCGGGAUCAACAACGCGGGCUGGAAGUACUACAUCUCCUACUGCGUCUUCCUCCUCUUCGAGGUCGUCUUCGUCUGGUUCCUCUUCCCCGAGACCUCCGGGCGCACGCUCGAGGAGCUCGCGUUCCUGUUCGAGGGCGACAAGGUGCAACAGGAGCAGCAGAAGCGCAUCGAGCAGGACGUCGUCGAGACGGGCGCGGGCGCGGGAAGCGAGAAGGAGAGCGUGGUCCACAUGGAGGACCGCUGA